This is a messenger RNA of Owenia fusiformis, 2174 nucleotides long. NCBI's taxonomy places the organism in Eukaryota, Metazoa, Annelida, Polychaeta, Sabellida, Oweniidae. The record is from the annotation of a GenBank genome assembly.
CCAUUCAGAUGUUGCUUCAUCACUUUACAACAUAGGCAAUGUGUAUGAUGACAUGGGAGAUAAGACUAAAGCACUGGAGUAUCAUCAAGAGAGUCUUACAAUGACAAGACUCAUCCACCAGGACAGUCCCCAUUCAGAUGUUGCUUCAUCACUUAACAACAUAGGCAUUGUGUAUAAUGACAUGGGAGAUAAGACUAAAGCACUAGAGUAUUAUCAAGAGAGUCUUACAAUGAAAAGACUCAUCCACCAGGACAGUCCCCAUCCAGAUGUUGCUAGAUCACUUAACAACAUAGGCAAUGUGUACAAUGCCAUGGGAGAUAAGACUAAAGCACUACAGCAUCAUCAAGAGAGUCUUACAAUGGAGAGACUCAUCCACCAGGACAGUCCCCAUUCAGAUGUUGCUUCAUCACUUUACAACAUAGGCAAUGUGUAUAAUGCCAUGGGGGAUAAGACUAAAGCACUGGAGUAUCACCAAGAGAGUCUUACAAUGAGAAGACUCGUCCACAAGGACAGUCCCCAUUCAGAUGUUGCUAGAUCACUUAACAACAUAGGCUGUGUGUAUGAUGACAUGGGAGAUAAGACUAAAGCACUGGAGUAUCACCGAGAGAGUCUUAUAAUGCAAAGACUCAUCCACCAGGACAGUCCUCAUUCAGAUGUUGCUGCAUCACUUAACAACAUGGGCAGUGUGUAUGAUGACAUGGGAGAUAAGACUAAAGCACUGCAGUAUCAUCAAGAGAGUCUUACAAUGAGAAGACUAAUCUACCAGGACAGUCCCCAUCCAGAUGUUGCUGGAUCACUUUACAACAUAGGCAAUGUGUAUGAUGACAUGGGAGAUAAGACUAAAGCACUGGAAUACCACCAUGAAAGUCUAGAAAUGUACAGAGAGAUCCACAACAAUGAACCUCACCCAGAUAUUACCAAUUCAUUGAAAGUGAUAGGUAUUAUACACCAAAGCAUGGGGUUGUACACUGAAGCCGUGUCUUAUUUCAAAGAAAUUUUUGACCUGGCUUAUCAAUAUGGAGGGAAUUUUCAUCCUGAUUAUGCAAGAGCAUUUGAACUGAUUGAUGAGGGUCAAGAAUUAGAAUCUGUAUUUUCCAUGUUGUUAUAUAGAGCAAACUCAGACUUAUACUUGGACAUUUCAACUGAUUGAUGAUCUCAAAGUUAACAUUGGGAAAAUGUGAAGAAUUGAACAUUUUUGCUUAAUGUUGAUCUUGCUAUUCAAUCUUAUCAAAAUUGGAACAUUAAACAGCUAGUUGUUAGUUUAUUGUAGAAAGUGACCCACACCAACCUGUACAAUUAACAACAGAUAUAUGAUUUUUUAUCCUAAUAAGUGUAUUUUAAAUACAGAAAAAAUUACAGAAAGACAGAAAUUACAGGCAUUUGAUCAGAAACCCCAUACGGCUGUAUGAAUAUGAUAAUGCAAACCAAGCUCUGUUAUUAUGAAGGCAUAGCAAACCAAUACUCCCUUGAAGGUACUUGAACUACAUUGAGCCUAUGAUGAGGAUUAAGCACAUUAUGACCUGUUAGACUAUACUGAAUACAGAUACAUAAUAUGACAGACCAGAGACAUAAAACAAAAUGUUUUAUAUGUCUCUGGACAGACCGAUGAGACAAGAAGACAGUCAAACUAUAAGAUGACAUAUAACAAACAAGAUUUAUUUGAGAAAAAUGUAUAAACUGAAAAUUGAUAAUAAUGAGUAAUAACACUGUGUUCCAUGGAUAACAAAAAUAUAAAUUCAACUCUGUGAAAUCCAUGGACUAUGGGACAUUAUGUAUAUAUCCACAUAUUUCCAAAAUGUUUUGUGCCUCAUUUUCUUAUUAGAUAAGACUGUCUCAAAUCACUUGCCAUGUCAUGCAUGGCUCUAUGUUUUGAUUUGAACAUGUAUAUGUACAAAUUUACGUAUGGCUUUCCAAGACUGUUUUGAGAAAAAAUACAAUGUGGCUUUGCUAAGACAAGAUAAUUAAUAACCAGCAUGGUGUGACAUAAGCUUUUAGAGGCUUGCAGGAACGUAGGCAAUCUGGAAUAGCUGACUGUUUAAUCACAUGCAGCAAAAUGACAAGGCAACUGGUCUAUAAUCAAAUUUUGAUCAAUAGGUCUUUAAACCUUAUAACACACCCUGCUCAUAAUGAUUGUGGUAUAAACAGCAUGUUAACCAAACUGAACAUAAAACAAA